Messenger RNA from Anopheles gambiae (African malaria mosquito), 1799 nucleotides. Its product is annotated as peptide deformylase, mitochondrial. Gene Ontology annotation, biological process: peptidyl-methionine modification; N-terminal protein amino acid modification. The transcript has 4 exons. Gene Ontology annotation, molecular function: peptide deformylase activity. NCBI's taxonomy places the organism in Eukaryota, Metazoa, Arthropoda, Insecta, Diptera, Culicidae. The coding region runs from base 605 to 1303 and encodes 232 amino acids. The record is from RefSeq and is a predicted model, not a curated record. Gene Ontology annotation, cellular component: mitochondrion.
ACAUCAGUAGGCCGUAAGCUGACGGUUCUACUUAUAAAAGCCAAGUGAUGAGCUGUAGGUUAUUAGUGAGAGCCCUGUGCCCUCUCUCUGAUUAUAACUUGCUCGUCCGCCUUUACCUCGCCAAAGGAAAAAGGAGGAUUCGAAGAUCUGAUGGCUUUCUUUUUAAACCUUUAUAAUGUAAUAACACAAUUUUAUAACAUUACUUCCGUUGAAAGAUCCUAGGAAAUAUAAUUAACAACGAAUAUAAUUAAAUCGAAUUUUUUUAAUCUGUAAUAAUCUUUAAUCAAUUUGAUUCUGUAUCUUGCCAAAGGAACCGUUGCAGUAUCAAUUGGUGGUUUAUGAUCAGAUGCCCUGGUCCCGAAUAAAGGUCCUAAUGCGCUUCGAUUACGACCAUGGAAUCUGUUUAUUGCAUGCACAAGGAGUAACAAUCCCCACAGGGUGUAAAUAUCCGUUUGUCAACAAACGGCCCGGCACCCACGGAACAGAUGAUUUUGACAGCUAGCCCCUCGAACGGCUUGUCAACCCGUGUUGUCUCGCUGUAAACAUUAUGUAAACAGUUUUGUGCCGCAUUCGCGCACCGGUCGCACCAGAAAUUGCACGCAAAAUGGUAACGGUCCCGAUUAAAACAUGCAUCCGAACACUCAGCACCACCAGCCGGAUGGACAAAUCGUUUGCCAAGUGGUAUCGAAGUUUGUGGCAACCGAAAGCCAACGACGAACCACCGUACGAUCACAUCGUGCAGCUAGGCGAUCCCGUACUACGCGUGCCGGCCAAUGCGAUCCCCGAGAAGGAGCUCCAGUCCGCCGAAGUGCAGUAUCUGGCCCGGCAUCUUACGAAAGUGAUGCGAGCGUACCGGUGCGUCGGAUUGGCCGCCCCACAGCUGGGCCUAUCGUUGCGCGCCUUCGUGAUGGAAUUUAAGGACGAGCUGCGGGACCAGUACACCAAGGCGGACUACAAGCUGCGCGAGAUGGAACCAUUGCCAUUGACGAUUCUUCUCAACCCCGAACUGAAAGUGCUCAACUACGAAAAGGUGAUACACACGGAGGCGUGCGAAAGUGUGCGCGGCUAUCGGGCGGACGUGCCCCGGUACCGGGAGAUACUGCUGCAGGGCUUCGAUGCCACCGGCAACCGGCAAGAGCUGCGACUGAGCGGCUGGAAUGCCCGCAUUGCCCAGCACGAGAUGGACCAUCUGAAUGGGAUCGUGUACACGGACAUUAUGAAUCGGAAAAGCCUAACCUGCACCUGCUGGCAAGCGGUCAAUGCUAAGAGUGGGCGCAUUCAGCUAUCGUUUGCCAGCAAAUAAAUCGGCCACUUGUUAAGCAUGUGUUCAGUUUGUGUGUGUGUAUGCCUUCCUUAAAAACACACACACACGCACACCGGUUAGCUGUUUAUUAUGGUUAUUGCACUAACGUAUGAAACGAGUGAACUGUUGGCGCACACAACAAAGCAACAUGAAUUAAGCCCCAGAGGUUGAGGGGGAAGGGUUAGAGGUUUGUGCUUAUGGUUAGCAUGGUUUAUGGUUUGGUAACGAAUGUACGAUUAUCUAAACGGUAACCACGGCUACCAAUUUGUCAAUGAACCAAUGAUGUAGCGUCAAUGUCUUUGCGCUUUAUUCAUUUCCCAACGAUGGCGAUCGCCAGUUUGCUCGGUUUGAUCGAUCCCGCUCUUGUGCCACGAGCGUUUUUAGGCUGCAGUUAAGCUAAACCAAAUGAGUAGAAACACUACAGUAAGAGGAAAUUGUUGUUGGCUGUUAGUGUAAAUUUGGCAAAUAAUAAAACCAACAAAAACCACUGCAACUA